ACUACCUAAUAGAGAUUUCUGGUACUAUAAAAUAUAAUCAGCAGAAAUCUCUGUUAUCUUGACCAAGCAUAUCUCUGGCACCAUCUCACUUCUUAGCGGUGGAAACAAAAUAUUAAAUAAGAGUGUACAUGUGGAGGGCAGGAGAUUGACUGGAAGAUACAUUAGAUGUUACAUUAAAGCUUUCUCUUCGGGAGAGCAAGAUGUUACAUGAAUCUGAUUCUGGCACUCUUACAAUCUUUUGUCGAUUUGGUAAAUUGAUUGUCAUUUUACGUCCAGAUUAUAUUGCUUAUAAUCAAUAGAUAGUGACAGCAAUUUAGACUCGGACCAAAUCUCUUAAUACAAAUUUUGGCACUUUUUUUUUUAUCUCAAGUGUCAUGAUUAUUAUAAUACCUUAUAACACUCAACCUUUUUAAGUCAAAAAAAAAAAAAAACUACCACAUAGAGAUUCCUGGUAUCAUGUAAUAUAAUCAGGGGAAAUUUCUGUUAUCUACCAAUCACAUUUCUGGUACCAUGUCACUCACCAGCGUCCGAAACAAAACGUAUAUACGAGGAUCUAACUUAGCGUUCAACAUUAAGAAAAUGAAAGUUUGUGUUGUUUAAGAACAAAACAACCACUCAGUAUAUGUCAACAGUUAAGUGAUCCAGGCAUCCAGCAACUUUAAAGAAUUUCUCAUUCCUUAUGGCCAGUCAGAAUAUUUUUAUCUGUCAGUUCUUAUCCACUCUGUCAUUAGCUGUAAGAAAUUAUUUUCUAGUUUAUAUGCAUAAUACUCUAACCUCAGAGGAAUAAGUCAAAUACAGAUGUGGGUAUCAAGCUAUGUCAUUAGAAAUUGUUAACGAAAGAAAAUAAGUCAUUGGCUGUAUACAUUCUAUGUUUUCAUGUUUGACUUUUGUGGAAUGCUUGCGGACAAAGGUUCUGCAGAGUUGUAGUAAGUUAGUAGUAAUUUUACGUCCAAAUCGUAGCACUUAUAAAAUAGAUAGAGAAACAAGUUAGAUUCCUCAAACCAAAUAGCUCUGAUCUAGUUUUGUAGUCCUUUCUCUCCUUCCCAUUUCUUCCCAAUCUCCCAUGCUCGUGUAGAGUCGAUAGCCAUGUCAUUAUACACAAACUUCCAAAACUCUUUCAUGGUUUUAUUCUUCUUUCUUCUUCCUAUUUUUAUGAACUCAAUCUCCUUUAACAUGACUCGGUUUGAACCCCAGGCCACUAACAUCAUACUGGAAGGUGAUGCCGCGACUGUCAUAGGUACCAUUGAAUUGAUCAACAAAGACAGAUACAAUUGCCGUGUUGGUCGAGCUACUUGUUUCGAACAGGUACCCUUGUGGGACUCGGCCACUGGAAAACUCACACACUUCGCCACUCAUUUCACUUUUUCGGUUGAAAACACAACAUCAGAAUAUGGUGCUGGAUUUGCCUUCUUUAUUGCUCCUGUUGGUUAUCCAAUCCCUCCGAAUUCAGCUGGUGGAUUUCUCGGUCUUUUUAAUACAACAACUACUGAUAAAACAUCUCUCAAUCAGAUAAUUACUGUUGAAUUUGAUUCAUUUGCAAAUCCUGAAUGGGAUCCAGAUUUUACACAUGUGGGGAUUAAUAAUAAUUCAAUCAAGUCUGCUGUUUUUGUUCCGUGGAAUGCUACCUUACACAGUGAGGAAGUUGGUAACGCUUGGAUCUCAUAUAAUGCGAAUACUAAGAAUCUCAGCGUGUACUGGACAUAUGAUAAGAAUCCUGUGUAUCAAGGAGAAUCUCUUCUUUCAUACCAAGUUGAUUUGAAGCAGAUUUUACCAGAAAGGGUUACCAUAGGAUUCUCCGCUGCUACUGGAAUGUUUACUGGACGGCAUAUUCUUUUGUCAUGGGAUUUCAAUUCAACGCUGGAAGGUAAGGAAAAAACGGUACGAAAUGAAAAAGAAGUACCAAAUGUCAAAUUGAUAGUUGGAUUGUCUGUGUCCGGAACUGUUUUAGCAGGAUGUGUUCUUGGUUUACUUGUGGUAUGGCUGAUGAGGUCGAAAAGGCGAAGAGCAAGAAAGCACAAAGAGGAAGUUAACUUUACAUCUGAUUUUGAAAGAGGAGCUGGUCCGAGGAGGUUCUUGCUUAGAGAACUAGUUUCUGCUACAAACAACUUUUCAGAGGAAAGAAAAUUAGGAGAAGGUGGAUUUGGAGGCGUCUACAGGGGAUUUAUAAAUGAAAUGGAUUUGGCAAUUGCUGUGAAGAAGAUAUCUGGUGGAUCUAGACAGGGUCAGAAACAGUACAUAACUGAGGUCAGGAUCAUCAGUCGACUGAGACACCGGAAUUUGGUGCAGCUCAUUGGUUGGUGUCAUGAGAGCGGUGAAUUUGUACUAGUUUACGAAUUGAUGCCUAAUGGUAGUCUAGAUGCUCUUAUGUUCGGCCUAAGAACCCCUCUUAUGUGGGCUGUCAGAUACAAAAUAGCACUUGGGUUGGCCUCAGCACUGCUCUACCUUCAUGAAGAAGGAGAGCAAUGCGUAGUCCAUCGCGAUAUCAAAUCAAGCAACAUAAUGCUGGAUUCAUAUUUCAAUGCAAAGCUUGGUGAUUUUGGUCUAGCUCGCCUUAUGGAUAAUGAACUAGGUCUCCAAUCAACAGGGCUAGCUGGGACAUUAGGCUAUUUAGCACCAGAAUACAUAAGCACGGGCAAGGCUAGUAAAGAAUCUGACGUCUUUAGCUUUGGGGUAGUGGCUUUAGAAAUCGCUUGUGGGAGAAAAUCAAUGGAUUAUAUAGAAGAGGUUGCUGAUGUUGGGUUAGUAGAGUGGGUUUGGGAUUUAUAUGGGAGAGAUGCGGUCUUGGCUGCGAUCGACCAUAAACUGAACCUGGAGUUUGAUGCAAAACAAGCCGAAUGUUUGAUGGUUGUUGGAUUAUGGUGUGCACAUCCAGAUCGAAGUUUCAGACCUUCAAUUAGACAAGCAAUUCAGGUACUUAACAUGGAAGCAAGUAUUCCAACUCUCCCUACAAAAAUGCCGGUUCCCUCAUAUCAUGUACCAGAACUGGAGCUUAUUUUAAGUGAGCGAAAUUCUACACUGCUGCAAGCAUUGACAUAGGUCGUUAAACACUGAAUUUCAGCUUGUUACCUGAAUCUGUCCUUAUGGUUGUUGAUUCUGUUAGUGUUCAUUCGCAAUCUCAUGAGCUUGUUGUUGAAAUGUGUGAUUUUGUUAAUAAAACAAUAACAUUAUGAGGUUUUGGAGGUGCACUUAAAUAAAUUGAAAUGAUAAUUCACGA
Molecule: messenger RNA, 3214 nt
Organism: Papaver somniferum (opium poppy)
Lineage: Eukaryota; Viridiplantae; Streptophyta; Magnoliopsida; Ranunculales; Papaveraceae
Product: L-type lectin-domain containing receptor kinase IX.1-like
Exons: 1
Coding region: 1087-3036 (649 amino acids)
Biological process (GO): protein phosphorylation
Cellular component (GO): plasma membrane
Molecular function (GO): protein kinase activity; carbohydrate binding; ATP binding
Source: RefSeq, a predicted model, not a curated record